GUUUAACCGGUUCACACAUUAUCGAUAUUAUAACAUAUUUUUAGAUUUGUUCUUAAAUUUGUAGUCAUAAUAUGUGAUAGAUAUACCAAAAUGAUUUAAAAACAAGUUUUUGUUAUCAUUUAGAUAAAUUUAUAGAUAUUUUAUAAUUCCAAUUGGAUUUUUGAAAGUAACGACCACUUGGGCGGGCUUUUUCGAUAGCGAAUUCCUUCACUUUAACCUUCGGUCACUCUGACAUCAACAAAAGGCGCGCGGUGCCGGCAAUUAUUAAGAUAAUUCGCGAAAUUUGUAAAUAAGCUGAAUUAGUGAAAGGGAAAGCCACUCAAUAUGUCCACCGGCUCCUCCAGCAACGCCUGCAAACUGCUUCUGCUCGGACGCUGCCUUCGUGCCGUGCUCCUGAGUGCAGGAAUUCAGUUUCAGCUCCUGCUCGUGUUCCUACUAUUGGUGAACUUCCAGCUCCUGAGCCCACUGGACUGGGUUAGUGGAACAGUCGGUCUAAUAUGCAGCUGGUACACCUGGUUUGCCAGCAUUCCGUUACUAGCGGCCGUCGUGGUCUACGGAGUGUCCUUGUGCCAGCAGCACUUGGUGGAGCGCCCCUACUGCCCCACUCGUUACCGAUGGAUUCUGCAUUACGGGCCGCGAAAACUCUUCUUCCUGGGUGCUCACCUUCUGGUGGGUUUUCUCACGGCCUGGCUGUACACUGGCUACCUACAAACCGACUACAGGCAUCUUAGUUACAAGUGCUACGGCGAGGACUGCAUAAGUGGCUACCACGUUUAUAUGCUUGGCAUGGGUCUUACAGCCGGUUGCUACUAUUUUGUGUCUGUGCAUAAACGGCAAGAAGUCUCCAUCAAGUUUCCCAUUGUGGAGCAAACCCUUGGCGAGAAACUCCGUGAGCUUCUUUACGCCACCUUGGCGCGAUCCUUGGUCCGGUCAAUACUCCCAACCCUCAGCUAUACUAUGGUCUUUUGGAUUUUGGGACGUCUGGUAUGCCAGAGACUAUGUCAUAUCUUAGACGUAAAUAUGGAUGAGCGAAUGGACGGUUUCUUUGGUGUUGUUAGCAAUGUAAAGCUACUUUUCUAUGGCUGGCUGCUGACGGCCCAGAUCCUGAGCAACAUGCAUCUGAUGCGUAGCUUCUACGGCAUACUGCUGUGCGAGGAUCUGCCACUGGUGAUAACCAAGCAAAAAGCAGCCUUCGCAAGCGAACAGGAAAUCACUUUGGUGUCCUGCCUUGGAGUCUUCAACGUGUACGUCGUUCAAUGCCUCGCCGCCAAUUACUUCUAUAAGCUGGCAAUGCGAAAGGACUCAAAGCAGCGCGCGGAAAUCUUCCAGCUAACAGAGCCCGGCAACCGUCCGGCCAACUGGAGGGCUCUCUGCGAUCAGUGCCUAGUAAUUUUAAACAGCUUUACAGAUGAUCUGGUCGAGUCUAUGCAAAAGAUUAGUGUGCUCAAGGGGGCCCAAAACCUGCCACUGCCACAGACAAUUGACUCUACCAGCACAAGCAUCAUGGCGGAAAGACUAUUGCUGCGCCAGUAUAACCAGUUGCACGGUAUCCGGCAAAUAGCCUCGCCUCCACGGAACGUCGCAAUGGAUCAGCCGGCUGAUGGCAUCCGGCACAUGCCCAACUGGUGUGAGCGGGUUUCGACGCAACUGGAGGAGGCUCUGCAUCGGCUGGUGAAAAGAGUUCCUGGAAUUUUAUACCUUUUUAGUGAGCCUGAGGGUUCAAAGACCAACUUCUUGUUGGUCAACUCCCAGCCCCUAGUCUACGUCACCCAGGCUCUGGCCCAAAUCUGCGCGGCGUCCCUAAAUGAGGACCGGUACGGUGUGGUGCAAAACGACCUGCCGGCCAUUGUCAAAGCUAUUAAUAAGUUACGCGGGGAGCUUGACAAACUGAACAGCGUGAUGGGCAACCUACGGGCUCCUAGCUCAGAGUUCAACGUUCUACGAUCCGCCGUGCGACGCAGUCUCUACACUAUUUGUAACGCUUUCUGCGACUAUCUGGGGGAUCUGUUGCCACCUGGGGAGGAGCUCCACCAACUUCAGGCCUUCAUUCAACAGGAGUAGAAGGAUCUCUACACCAGCUCAUCAUCACUCAUCUUGUAAACUGUUUUUCAUCUCUAUUUAGUUGUUAUCUGCGGUAACAAUAAAAAUUAAUAAAUACAACUAGAAACGUACAAUAGUUAUA
This is a messenger RNA of Drosophila ananassae, 2182 nucleotides long. It is a transcript of the gene Ndc1, whose product is annotated as nucleoporin Ndc1. Bases 325 to 2061 code for a protein of 578 amino acids. The record is from RefSeq and is a predicted model, not a curated record. Gene Ontology annotation, biological process: nuclear pore organization. The transcript is spliced from 2 exons. NCBI's taxonomy places the organism in Eukaryota, Metazoa, Arthropoda, Insecta, Diptera, Drosophilidae. Gene Ontology annotation, cellular component: nuclear pore transmembrane ring. Gene Ontology annotation, molecular function: protein-macromolecule adaptor activity.